Messenger RNA from Poeciliopsis prolifica (blackstripe livebearer), 1745 nucleotides. It is a transcript of the gene psat1, whose product is annotated as phosphoserine aminotransferase 1. Bases 239 to 1345 code for a protein of 368 amino acids. Gene Ontology annotation, biological process: L-serine biosynthetic process. The transcript is spliced from 10 exons. Gene Ontology annotation, molecular function: O-phospho-L-serine:2-oxoglutarate transaminase activity; pyridoxal phosphate binding. NCBI's taxonomy places the organism in Eukaryota, Metazoa, Chordata, Actinopteri, Cyprinodontiformes, Poeciliidae. Gene Ontology annotation, cellular component: cytoplasm. The record is from RefSeq and is a predicted model, not a curated record.
UUCUGCUGCAUGUUUCAAUUUCAGUCGUUCUUCUCUCAGUUAUGAGAUCAGAGACAGGAUGAGAGGCCAACAACUGUUCCAGGCAAAUGCAGUUUAGAACUUUGCUGGAUCCCCCUGAACGCCUCACUUUGCACAAGCUUCAAGCGGUGGCAGUCAGAAGCUCCUCAACUCACAGCGCGGCGAAGAGCAACUGAAGCAACGUCCCUCAUCUGCACGAAAAAGCUUCUUUCUCUACAUCAUGGAGGGGAAACAAACCAUCAACUUUGGAGCUGGACCUGCCAAACUACCUCAGUCUGUGCUGCUUCAAGCUCAGAAGGAGCUUCUUAGCUACAGUGGCCUUGGGAUCAGCGUUCUUGAGAUGAGCCAUCGAUCAGCAGAUUUCAACAAAAUCAUCAACAAGACAGAGAGUCUGCUUCGAGAAUUGUUAGAUAUCCCAAUCAACUACAAGGUGUUGUUUCUGCAGGGCGGUGGCUCUGGACAGUUCAGUGGCGUUCCUCUCAACCUGAUAGGUCUAAAGGAGGACAGGUGCGCCGACUACCUGGUGACCGGCACGUGGUCAGCUAAAGCUGCAAAAGAAGCAGAGAAAUAUGGCAAAGUCAACAUCAUCCACCCGAAACUGGACAGUUACACGAAAAUUCCCGACCCCAGCAGCUGGACCCUGAACCCGUCCGCAUCGUAUGUGUACUACUGCUGCAACGAGACGGUCCACGGUGUCGAGUUCAACUUCACGCCUGAAACCAACGGCGUUGUCCUCGUCAGCGACAUGUCCUCCAACUUCCUGUCGCGGCCCGUAGAUGUAUCAAAGUUUGGGGUCAUUUAUGCCGGCGCCCAGAAGAACGUAGGUUGUGCCGGUGUUACAGUGGUCAUUGUGCGAGAAGAUCUGUUGGGCCAUGCCCUGAAGGAGUGCCCCAUUGUGCUGGACUACAAGAUGCAGGCUGAAAUGAACUCCCUCUACAACACUCCUCCAUGUUUCAGCAUCUACAUCAUGAGUCUGGUUCUGGAAUGGAUCAAGAAUAACGGAGGUAGCGCUGCCAUGGAAUCGCUCAACAAGCAGAAGUCCUCCAUGAUUUAUGACAUCAUCAACUCUUCAAAUGGAUUUUAUGUAUGUCCUGUGGACGUUGCGUGUCGGAGCCGCAUGAACGUGCCUUUUCGUGUUGGGAAAAAAGAAGGAGAUGAGUCUUUGGAGAAGAAGUUUCUGGAGGGUGCAGCCAAGCAUGGAAUGAUUUCACUGAAAGGACACAGGUCAGUGGGUGGAAUUCGUGCGUCCUUGUACAACGCUGUAACUAUGGAGGACACUGCAGCCCUUGCAGACUACAUGAAAAGUUUCCUCAAAGAACACCAGUAAACCAGCAGCGUUUAAAAGCGCAAGCUGUCACUUGGUUUCGGAAGAUUUUCAAAGUACAUAUUGAAAAUUAAAUAUUUUGAAAACAGUUAUUAAUUAUUCCUAAUGGAUUAAGCCCACUAGUACCAAAUUAGUCUUAAAUGUAUAUGUUUUAGGUAGCAGUUUGUUUUAUUUUUGUUGACUAAUAUUCUUGUACUUAUGUUUUAAUGAAUUUGUUUUGGGAAUUCCCUUCACUACAUGGCUUUAAGACUAAAUUAGUUGUCUUUGCUGACUUUCUAAUUGUAAUUGCUGCAAAAUCCUUAAGGCUGCAUUAGGUAGGAUUGAUAAAAAUGUUUUUUCCAUACUUCUUGAAAUAUAAUAAAGACAUUGGAAAAAAAAUCAAGCAUGCACAAAAACCUAGGUA